CCGCCUUCUCGGAUUUAGCCAGGGAGCUCUGUAAAUAUAUCUUGCAAGAAACUCCAACACUUCAGCUCUUUUGUCUGCAAAUAUAGUAUUAUCAAGGUAACAACAUGGACUCACAGGUGAUUCCUUCGAAAUCGAAGAUUGAAUAUGCUAUCUUCGACAUGGAUGGCCUCCUGAUGUAAGCUUGAAGUGACUUUGCAGUUUGAUAUCGCAUACUAACAGCGUCAUGAAACUUGAUAGAGAUUCUGAGAAAAUUGUGGCAGAAGUGACAGAUACUAUCCUUGGCCGAUAUGGUCAUUCUCUGACUUGGGAGAUUAAGGCCGGAGCUAUGGGCAAGCCUCUACCGACCGCCUCGGAAUGGAUUUUAUCCCACUUCCCAGACAUACGGGAGCAACUAUCGGUAGAGGAAUUCAUUGAAGAAGGUGCAAGGAUGAAAGCCAAGCUGUUUAAAGAAGUUGAACCGAUGAGAGGUGCAACCGCUUUGGUCAAAGGCUUGUACGAGGCAGGGAUACCAAUCGCCCUGGCCACAGGCUCUAGCAUGCAAAACUUCAUCUACAAAACGACUCAUCUCCCCCAUAUCUUUGGUCAUUUCCCGCCCUCUUGCAUCAUUACUGCCGAUUCUCCAGGAAUCAAAGGAAAACCGAACCCUGAUAUUUUCCUCGCUGCUGCUCGAUCUUUAGGCAGGGAUGUUGGUAUUUCCGAUGAAUGCUCAGAGCUCCAGAAGGAGGAAAGGAGGAAGGGCCUGGUAUUUGAAGACUCUGUACCGGGAGUACUUGCUGGAGUUGCUGCGGGCAUGAAUGUCAUAUGGGUGCCGCACGCAGAAGUCAAGGCUCUUAAUCCCGAAGAAACAUACGGUGCCCGAGAGGUUCUUGCCCAUCUGGAAGAAUGGGACCCUACAAAGUGGAAUCUCCCUUUGCUGCCUGGAUUCGCUAAUGAUUUGCCCCUAAAAAUAUAACACUUUGCUAUAUGAAUAUUUCACGAACUGAGUUCAAAUCGCUUCUUCUACCUUUCUAAGUAGAGGAAGACUUUUUUAGUAAUUGGAAGUAUUUAAUCACUGUUGGGAUUUGACAUCUACGAUCUCUACUUUUGCAUGGGAAAUCUAAAGUACACAGUAACGGACCUUCUCACAGCGUAUAUACCGACAGACAAAUUGACCGUUCCCAUUCUCGACUUCUGACCUUUUUCUUUCCGCGGCGAG
Molecule: messenger RNA, 1195 nt
Organism: Cryptococcus deneoformans JEC21
Lineage: Eukaryota; Fungi; Basidiomycota; Tremellomycetes; Tremellales; Cryptococcaceae
Exons: 8
Coding region: 224-952 (242 amino acids)
Molecular function (GO): phosphatase activity
Source: RefSeq, a predicted model, not a curated record